Ictalurus punctatus (channel catfish) is the source of this 1091-nucleotide messenger RNA. RefSeq names its product gap junction delta-2 protein. Lineage: Eukaryota; Metazoa; Chordata; Actinopteri; Siluriformes; Ictaluridae. The record is from RefSeq and is a predicted model, not a curated record. Gene Ontology annotation, cellular component: connexin complex. The coding region runs from base 3 to 1091 and encodes 362 amino acids. The transcript has a single exon. Gene Ontology annotation, biological process: cell communication.
GCAUGGGAGACUGGUCAAUUCUGGGACGCUUCCUAGUGGAGGUUCAGAACCACUCCACAGUGAUCGGGAAGAUCUGGCUGACCGUGUUGCUGAUCUUCCGAAUCCUGCUGGUGACUCAGAUAGGAGAUGCAGUGUACAGUGACGAGCAGUCCAAGUUCAUCUGCAACACACUCCAGCCGGGCUGCAACAACGUCUGCUACGACACGUUUGCGCCAGUCUCACAUCUGCGCUUCUGGGUCUUCCAGAUUGUCCUGGUCUCUACACCAUCCAUCUUCUAUAUCAUCUAUGCUCUCCACAAAAUUACCACAGAUGAGAAGGCUCGGACAGAGCGACCCCAGCUCCACCACCCACAUGUUGAGUAUGUCAGGCAGUCGGGUGGAGAAGGUGACGUUUAUUUGGGAGGUAAGCCAUCAAAUGGGUUACAAGAUGAGGAAAGUCCCAGUGAGGAGGAGUGUAUGGAGAAGAGCCUCCUGCAGGAUGAUGACAGAGAGGUUGGCAAGGACCCUACGGAAUAUUCGGGCCCGAUUUUAUUGAUAUACAUUGUCCAUGUGGUUCUUCGAUCCAUUCUAGAGAUCAUGUUCCUGGUGGGUCAAUACUAUAUGUUUGGAUUUAAGGUGCCAUUUCUGUUUCGCUGCAAGGCCUACCCAUGCCCAACUCGAACUGACUGCUUUGUGUCACGUGCUACUGAGAAGACCAUAUUCCUAAACUUCAUGUUCAGCACUAGUCUCGGCUGCUUUCUUCUCAACAUCGCUGAGCUUCACUAUCUAGGCUGGGUCUAUAUCUUCCGCAUAUUAUAUACAGCAUGUUUACGGUGUUGUGAAUCUAAAAGGAAACUGCAUGUUUCCCACAGUCCUUUGCAGCUUAGGCUCAGUCAUUCAAUGCGAGGCAGGCUGAUUCUGCAGUCCUCCUCUUCAGCCACUCUGUCCCAGGAGAAGACAGCCACUGCCUUGCUCUCACAUGGACCAUCCAUUUCUUUUGAGACAGACUCAACACUAGAGUGCACCUCGAGGACAAACCCAGAAGAAAAAAAGUGCACAGGAAUAAAAUCAGCCAACAUAGCUAAGUUGAGCAGCAAGAAGUCUUGGUUAUGA